AUGACAGUCGACAUCAAACAUCUCGACGCUCAUGAGCAACCGUCGGAUGAGCUGCGGGCCAGGUGGAAGGCUUUUUCACGGACGGAACCCAAGGAUCUGCGGGAAGAGGACAUCGACGAUCUCCAGAACCCAAGAAGCGCCGCAGAGUUUUGCACAGCCGGUACUAUCCCCGUCGACACCUUAAACAGGUCAUUCCGGCAUAUCUGCUCCGAAGCAACCCCUGAGUUCCAGGCCACGGAGGACGCACAAAUAUACUACCAUCCUCUCCUUCCAGGCCUCUUCAUCAUCCCCUCUCUCGUCCCCCCCUCGGUCCAACGAAACCUCCUCAACCACCUCGUCCACCGCGACCUCAGCAACCCCGUCCACCAAACCAACCUCCACCUCCACUACGACCUCCCCUACCCAACACCCCUCUCCCAACCCAACCCCUCCUCGUUCUCGUCUUCCUUCUUCACCUACCCCCCAACAACCCCAGCCCCCACCUUCACCCCCAAAGACCCAACCAUCCACAAGCCCCUCACCAUCAAACAAGUCCUCGAGCGCCGCCUCCACUGGGUCACCUUAGGCGGGCAAUACGACUGGACCAAUCGCGUCUACCCAGACGCCUCCUCCUCUUCUUCCACAGCCGACGGCGACGACGCUCACCCCUUCCUGCCCCGUUUCCCAGGCGACGUAGCCGGGUUCUUGCAGACGCUGUUUCCUGCUACGGAGGCGCAGGCGGCGAUUGUGAAUUUUUAUACGCCGGGGGACACGAUGAUGAUGCAUCGGGAUGUGUCAGAGGAGACGGAUAAGGGGUUGGUGAGUGUUAGUUUGGGGUGUGAGGGGUUGUUUAUGAUUGCUCCGAAUAAGGAGGAGGGGGGGGGUGAAGGUGGGAGUGGGGGGGUUACUACUGGGAAUGGGGAUGGGAGUGGGAUUGGGAAAGGGAAAGAGUUUCUGCUGUUGCGGUUGAGGUCUGGGGAUGCGAUCUACAUGACGGGAGAGUCGAGGUUUGCGUGGCAUGGAGUCCCUAAGGUGUUGAAGGGGACGUGUCCUGCGUAUUUGGAAGAUUGGCCGGCGGAAAAGGGGCAGUUUGAGGAGUGGAGGGGGUGGAUGCGGAAUAAGAGGAUUAAUCUGAAUGUUAGGCAGAUGAGGGAUUAG
This is a messenger RNA of Dichotomopilus funicola, 1137 nucleotides long. RefSeq lists its product as uncharacterized. NCBI's taxonomy places the organism in Eukaryota, Fungi, Ascomycota, Sordariomycetes, Sordariales, Chaetomiaceae. The record is from RefSeq and is a predicted model, not a curated record. The coding region runs from base 1 to 1137 and encodes 378 amino acids. Gene Ontology annotation, cellular component: cytoplasm; nucleus. The transcript is spliced from 2 exons.